Molecule: messenger RNA, 3581 nt
Organism: Polyodon spathula (Mississippi paddlefish)
Lineage: Eukaryota; Metazoa; Chordata; Actinopteri; Acipenseriformes; Polyodontidae
Product: lysophospholipid acyltransferase 5-like
Exons: 12
Coding region: 134-1531 (465 amino acids)
Biological process (GO): lipid modification; phosphatidylcholine biosynthetic process
Cellular component (GO): membrane
Molecular function (GO): 1-acylglycerophosphocholine O-acyltransferase activity; lysophospholipid acyltransferase activity
Source: RefSeq, a predicted model, not a curated record
UCUUCACUAAACUACUCUGUGCGGCUGACUUACUAUAAAGGAAAAGGUCAGUCUCGCCUUGCCGGAAGGUGCUGGGAAGGGCAGAAGUUGCCAAGGAAGACGGUGGCCAGGUGUACUUCCGCCAGUAGCCAAAAUGGCGGCUCACAUGUUGCAAGAUCUGGCAGAAUUGUUGGAAGCCUCAGAACCCGCGGUCCGAUUAAUCAUCUCGAUUUUAAUUGGUUAUCCCCUUGCCUUGAUAUUUCGAUACUGCCUUUUCCAGAAGGACCCCUUUGUGAUUCACCUGUUCCACAUCGUGACAGGACUAUGUAUGGCCUACUUCAACUUCGGGGUCCAGCUCUAUCACUCGCUGCUCUGCAUUGUGAUCCAGUUCCUAUCACUGAGGCUUAUGGGAAGGACUAUCACCGUCGUUUGCUCUAGUUUCAUCUUUCAGAUGGCAUACCUCCUCUUCGGGUACUGCUACACAGCGACGGAGCACUACGAUAUCAAGUGGACCAUGCCGCACUGCGUCCUCACACUGAAACUCAUCGGGUUAGCCUUUGACUACUAUGAUGGAGGAAAAGAUCCAGAGCAGUUCAGUGCAGAGCAGCGUCAGUCUGUCCUCCCUCAGGUUCCCUCCUUCAUUGAGGUCUGUGGCUUCUCAUAUUUCUACGGCGGGUUUCUGGUGGGACCCCAAUUCACGAUGCGCAGCUACCAGAGGCUGGUGGCCGGGGAGCUGACAGACUGCCCAGGCCACACUCCAAACUGUAUACUCCCAGCGGUGAAGCGGGUCGGCUUGGGUCUGCUGUGCCUGUCAGUCUACACCCUGGGCAGCCCCUUCUUCCCCGACAGCUACUUACUGUCAGAUGAUUUUGAGGCCCAGACAUUUUGGUAUCGCUGCUUCUACAUUCUGGUCUGGGGGAAAGUGACGCUGUACAAAUACGUGAGCUGCUGGGUUAUAACGGAGGGUGUGUGCAUCCUUUCUGGGCUAGGCUACAAUGGGCGAGACUCUGAGGGUGUUGUCCAAUGGGAUGCCUGCGCCAAUAUGAAGGUGUGGCAGUUUGAGACCACGCCCCUUUUCACCGGGACCAUCGCUUCAUUCAACAUCAACACCAACGCUUGGGUCGCCAGGCACGUGUUCAAGCGUCUCAAGUUCCUGGGUAAUAAGAUGGCAUCUCAGAGCACAGCGCUCUUCUUCCUGGCAAUCUGGCAUGGCCUGAACUCUGGCUACCUACUCUGCUUCCUGAUGGAGUUCAUCAUUGUGACCGCGGAGAGGCAGGCCCUGUCUCUGGUUAGGGACAGUCCGUUUCUGACCCGGAUUAGCCAGAGCCCGGUCCUGUGGCCCCCCCUGUACCUGCUGCAGCAGCUCAUUCAUUGGCUGUUCAUGGGAUACCCACUUGUACCAUUCUGCCUCUUCACCUGGGACAAGUGGUUCAAGGUGUACUCCUCAGUUUAUUUCUGCGGUCAUGUGUUCUUUUUCACUGCCAUGCUGAUCAUGCCUUACCUGCGCAGGGCACUAGUGCCCAGGAAGAGAGAGAAGGAUAAAAAGGAGUGAAGACAGGACAGGUAGUGAACAGAGAUAGCCCAGGUGACUCAUCAAACCCUCGACUAUCCAUCAAUCUAAAUAUCUCUGUCUGUCUGUCUGUCACCUAAAACUGGGACCUGAGCUGGCUUCGAGUCGAUUAGGUUGAAAGAUUCUUCUCAUUGUAGACCCUGUUUACAUGGGAGCAGCGCUCUCAGCCAACACUGAGCCUGUGUACGUGUGCACAGCAAAGGGGGGUCACUAAAAGAGGUUGAAAAUACUUGAAUGUUUGCUUAGUGUAAAACAACAUGGAACUGGGAAUGAUUUUAACUGUAUUUAUUUGUUAGGUGAGACGCAGUGAGGUCCGUGAGUGGCUCAUCUAAUAGGAGCACAGCCUUUUGCUGUGCAGGGAGAAUCAUACAGCUCAGGUUCAUGUCCCGGCUCUGCGGAAUUACCGGUCUUCGCUAGGGAUUCUUAAAGGAGUGUUGCAUUCUGGGAGCUCCGGCGCUCCUGUGGGUUAGGGACUAUUUCUCCUCAUCUCGCUACAGAGAAUCCUGCUGGCCUGGGGCCCAGUGAGUUUAGAGUGGACACCUGCAGGGCUGGCCUUUGUCCUCUUAGUGGUCUUUAGCUCAUUGACAUCCACUCUUGAGUUCCUGGAUGUAGAAGAAGAAGCUGGCUUGGUUGUGGAAUGGAGGACACCCAGGAAAAUCUUCAGUUCUCUUGAUGUGGUGAGGGGAAAAAUUAAUUGGGCAUUCUAAAUUUUGGGGAGAAAAUUAGAGGUAAAAUAAUUGGGCAAUAGUAAAAUAAAAAAAGUACAAAAUUUGACACAGUGUGUGGGUAUAGGGGUAUGAGAGUGUGGAUAUGAUACUCGCUAACAGUGCUGGAGGUGAAAUACCGCUCAGGACAUUGUAGGGGGCAUUUCUUUAAUAUUGUAAUGAAGAUUCAUGUAUUGUUAUUGAAGUAUGUAGGACACAUUUCAAGUAAACAUUGAGGGUAAUACAGUAUGAAACAAAUAUAUAUGGACUACACUAUGUUAUUUUGUUGGUGUGCUUUUUGCGGUUACCAAGAUUAAUGUCUAGGAUGCUGUGCGUGAGAGAAACGCCCAGAAUAAAGGAUUUGAAAAGAUUCUCACUACGUCUCUUAUCACUGCGACCUGUCCUUUCACGUCAGUUCAUGCAUCCUGUUCCCACAGAGCCAGCUGAGUGACACUCAUACUGGGGGAGCUGUUCACAAUGUAUCUCUGCGUGAGCCAGCUUAGGGACUGCUGUGUUCGCAGUAGAGCAAUAAACAGACCAAAGCUGUCACAAAGCCCCCUGUGGAGAAGGGCGCUUUUGAGACGAUUGCAUUUACACUUCAAAAACUAAAUCCUAAGAGCUAAGCUGCCACAAAGCUGGCUUAAAAUUGGCUAAAGUAAACAAGGUACAAGUGUCUGCCUGUCUCUAUCUGUCCAUCUAUAUAAAUAAUGACUCUCAGAGUGCCAAAGUGUUUCUCAUUUAGAAAUGACAGCAGCCCCUGUCGACUCUGUACUAGAUCUUAGUUCCCAUCUAUAAAAUGGAAACAAAAAUCUGCUGUUUUGUCAGAUUUUUAUUGGAUUUUUUUAUUCUUAACAGGUUAAGCAGUCGUAUAAAUUGAUAUGCAUUAAUACAUUACCUCAGCUAAAGUACAUUGCUAAUGUACUGAAGAAAUACAAAAACAGCUUUCACUUUCCUGUUUCAGCACACAUGCUGCACAAUUCCCAGCUAAAUCUAACAGCUGUCUAAUGAUUUGCAAUGCUGUUAUAUUAUAAAAUGAUAUAUAUAAAACCUGCAAUAUUCCAAAAUAGGUUGUGUAGGCCUUACUUUGCCCAUGUUUACAGCCAUUUCCUGUGAUGGGUAUAAAGUUUACAGCUGCCCCGGUGGUGGUUGUAAAGUUAUGGCUGCCCCAGUGGUGGUUGUAAAGUUUACGGCUUCACUGCUGGUGGUUAUAAAGUUUACGGCUGUCCCGGUGGUGGUUGUACAGUUUACGGCUGCCCCUGGCGUGGUUGUAAAGUUUAUGGCUGUCCCUGAUGUGGUUGUAAAGUGUACUUGUCCCUGAUCUCCUGUCU